Bacillus rossius redtenbacheri is the source of this 648-nucleotide messenger RNA. RefSeq lists its product as uncharacterized. The record is from RefSeq and is a predicted model, not a curated record. Bases 1 to 648 code for a protein of 215 amino acids. The transcript is spliced from 3 exons. Lineage: Eukaryota; Metazoa; Arthropoda; Insecta; Phasmatodea; Bacillidae.
AUGCAGUGUUUGGAGCAGCAUCUUGAAGAACAAGAGCAACAUGUAGCAGAACAAGAAGAACUAGUGGCGCAACAGCUGGCCCAACUCGAGCACACCACAGAACAGCUCAAGCGGACCACCGAGCAGCAAGUAGGAGCUGUAACUGAAGAGUGCCAUCGGAUGAUCAAGGAAGCUGCGUCGGCUACGAAGAGGAGGAGUUAUUCUGGAGAUGUGAAGGAUGGAGUGCGAACAGAUCCUGAGAAGAUCCAUUCUGUUAUGGAGUGGCCUCAACCUAAGAACAAGCACGAAGUAAGAAGUUUCCUGGGACUCUGUACUUACUACAGACGGUUUGUGCCCGGGUUCUCGACAAUAGCAAAACCACUGCAUCAGCUGACCGAGGACAAGAGACAAUUUAUCUGGACCUCAGCAUGCAAGACUGCAUUUCAAGACCUCAAGAAAUCCCUGUGUUCUAGCCCCAUACUUGCCUACCCCCAUCUACAUAGAGAGUACAUCCUCGACACAGAAGCGAGCGAAGAUGGUUUGGGCGCUGUCCUGUCCCAGACAGGGUUCAAGUGCCAGAGUACAAGUGCCAGGCACCGAACACCGGACCCGGGUACUUUGCCAAGGACCAGAUACGUCUACACGGGGCGAAUGGCCCAGGGCCUCUGA